Molecule: messenger RNA, 1966 nt
Organism: Macadamia integrifolia
Lineage: Eukaryota; Viridiplantae; Streptophyta; Magnoliopsida; Proteales; Proteaceae
Exons: 3
Coding region: 546-1682 (378 amino acids)
Source: RefSeq, a predicted model, not a curated record
GAGAGAGAGAUUUUGGAAAAUCGAAGAUAAGGAAACAAGGCAAAAUGCGUCAUCCUCAUCGUCAAUUAAAUACAAAUCGUGGGGUUGGCGAUCUCCGUACAGCUAUUUCUCGCUUGUAUUUGGCUUAGCUCACUUCUACUUCGUCCUCUCACUCGGACAGUCACUCUCUCUCUCUCUCUCUCUCUCUGCGGUUUCUCUUUCUAAACUCCCGCCCUUCGCAAUCCCCGAAAGUAACAUCCUCUCCAUAUUCUUUCUUUAAUUUAGAUUCACAAUCUUCUUUAUAGUUUUCAAACCGACUCUCAAUUCAAACCCUCCAAAUUCUACCAGACCGACCUUUCCAUUUCCCUUUCCCUCUUAUCUCUUUUCUAGAUCCGUAGAUAACAAUCUUUUUUAAUCUCAAAGCAAGCCCAUUAAAGAAAUAUCAGAGAACAGAGAAAAGGGUUUGCAGGGACCGUUUACAGAGUGUCGAAGAAGAGAGGAACUCACGUCUCACCUUUCUCUCACCGCCAUCAUCUUCACUUACUCUUAGCCUGUAAUAACCCAUCAUGCCACCAGGUUCAAAGAAGAGAAAGGCUGUCAAGAAAAAGAAAGAAAAGGCCAACAACCAUUCAACAACUAACAAUCAACAAGUCUCAGAAAGUGAUGAUCUGAUAACCCAUGAGGAGAAAGAUAGUGAUGGUGGUGAAAUCAGUUCCCCUAAAUCACAGCCAGAGAAUCCGUCAAUAACGGAGAAGGAAGAACAGGGGGAGGUGGAUAGGCAGGGUUGGGAUUCUCAUCCUUCUGGAUCGGUUGUUAUCGAAGAUUCUAAAUCGAUGGAAGUUGCCCAAAAUGGCACUGGAAAUGGCGAAGCCAAAAAUAAGCAAGAAGAGGUGUUAGAGGAGGUGGAGGUUGUUGAGGAUAUUGAGGUUACUAGGGAGUUGAAGCCUGAGGAUGAUGAAGUUGUGAAGGACAUUCAGAUUACGAAGGAGUUGAAGCCUGAUGAGGUUUAUGAGAGCAAGAAUGAUACUAUUGUGUCUGUUGAGCGAGAUGCUGGUAGUUUUAGCAGUAGUAGCAGUUCUGAUGAUGAAUCCUCACUGGUCGAUGAGAAGUCCCAGGUUAUGGAAUCAGAGAAGAUGGAAGAGGAAGAAAAGGGUGGUGGUUCAGUCAUGGAAACCACAGCCGUUGUUGGUUCGGUGCAGGAAUUGGAAGAGGUGAAGAUUGCUACUUCAGUUUUGGACACUGCUACUGACGACGAUUUGGUAGGGACGUUGGAGAAAAGUUCUAGUUCAGUCAUUGAAACUACACAUACUGUUGAUUCGGCAGAGCCAGUUGUUUCAUUGACUGAGGAGGUUACUGAGUCUUUUGCAUCCAGUACUGUUGAGGAUAAUGGGGUUUCUGAUGAGAUUGGUUUGGCAUCGAAGGAUAAUGAGGAGAUAUCAUUGCCUUUGUCAAAUGAGACUGUGGGGGCUUCGGAUGUAAUUGAAUCAGUGGCAAAGGAAAGUGAGGAUAAGAUGUUGCAACCUUCUGAUGCUCCAAUUGUUGAAACUAGUGGUACUGGUAGUGCUGAAUUACCCAAAGACCCUGCAAUUCCAGAAAUAUCAGAAAACCAGCCACUGUUGGGCACAAUUCCCCCACCAAUAGAAAGGACUUCUUGGAAGAGUUGCUGCGGCAUAUUUGAUGUUCUGAAAGGCUCAAACAGAUAGAUCAGGUGAAAAAAAAAAAACUAUAAGAACUGUGUUACUUCUUGUUUUCAGAAUUAAGAUCUCCCCAGUCAUUUUCUUCCAUGCAUUCUAUUGUGGAUCUUGCUUGGGAUGGAGAAAGGGUAUGUCAACUAGUAGUUAUUAUUGUUGUAGAUGGACUCUUGUGUGUUGUUGCAAUUUCAUUUUGCUUGCUUAUCCAUAUGAUUAUGAAGCAAUCAAUGUGAUGAAUGAAAAUUCAUACAGUUAUUAAACUAUAUGUGACUGGAGCGACUUUGCAUUUAUACGUA